Messenger RNA from Colletotrichum gloeosporioides, 465 nucleotides. RefSeq lists its product as uncharacterized. The coding region runs from base 1 to 465 and encodes 154 amino acids. The record is from RefSeq and is a predicted model, not a curated record. Lineage: Eukaryota; Fungi; Ascomycota; Sordariomycetes; Glomerellales; Glomerellaceae. The transcript has a single exon.
AUGGAGACUGCGGAGGUUGAGGAGGAAGCUGAUGAGGAGGCGAAGAAGAAGGGGAGUUGGAGAGAGCGAAAGUACGAGUUUUCGAAGCCGGUCUCGACUGCGUGGGACGACGCGCGCGUCAUUCUUCCGGCCGGAUGGGAGCGCAUGAAGAAGGGGCUCUGGCCGCAGCAGAUGGAGGACCGAUGGGUGAUAGCCCACGUGGCGACGGCGGAGGCGAACGGUGGAGAGGGGGAGGGGAUCGUGUUGGCUAGGAGCUGGACAAGGUAUCCCUUGGCACAGAUCACAGUAGUACCCUCAGGCGCGGACGGUUGCAGCAGGAGGAUCACAAAGAUUACGUGGGAGGGAGACGAGAAGCGCUGGAGGGUGGAUGACCGUAAGAGCGAGGCCAAAAAACUUGUUGUCCGGUUCGCGAGGGGGGUUUUCAAAGUCGACCUGGCAAACGACAGCGAGUACGAAGGGGACUGA